AAAAGAACUCACAAAUCACGGCUGGCGGCCGGUUAAAUAUAUACGCCUACUUUAUUACUGGGAUAUAAAUUAACUAUCGGGAAUCGGGAAUAGACUAAGCAGGAAGAUUGCGUGUUCUUUGUCGACGUGGCUGUUUCCAACUAGGCAAUUUAAUAAAUCAGUUGAUUCGUUUAAACUUUUAAAGCUGAGUAGGUCACCGCAAGAAUGUAAGUUGUUUUAUCGUGUUGCCUUUUAUCUAGAACUUGUGUUAGCUUAGUUCGAUUAUAUUUGUAGUGAAACUUCACUUCUUGCUUAUCACAUAUUAAGAAAAAUGUUGACUUCAUUAUACAUAGCAUUGGCCAUCACGGCGGUGUUUGGAGGAGUUCCAAAUCCUGAAGAAACUAAAAGGAUGAUGGAUCAUCUCUCCGAUGCAGAGCACUAUAGAAAUGAACAUCAUAACAAACAGUUUGACCAUGAUGCAUUCCUCGGAGAAGACCAAGCCAAAACCUUUGAUCAGUUACCACCAGAAGAAAGUAAAAGGAGGCUUGGAAUAAUUGUUGAUAAGAUUGACGCCGACCAUGAUGGAUUUGUGACUCUUGUUGAGUUAAAAGACUGGAUUCGUUACACUCAGAAACGAUACAUUGAUGAGGAUGUUGAAAGACAUUGGAAGCAGCACAACCCAGAAAAUUCAGAAACUGUUAGCUGGGAGGCAUACAGAAAGACUGUUUAUGGCUUUAUGGAUGACAUGAGCCCCAGUGAGCUCAGCUCAAAUUCUGAAGGAUUUGCCUACAGAAACCUCAUGAAGAGAGACCGCAGGCGGUGGCACUAUGCUGAUGGAAACCAAGACGAUGCAUUGAACAGGACUGAAUUUGCAUCAUUCUUGCAUCCUGAAGAUCACUCUGGUAUGAGGGAUGUAGUUGUUCUUGAGACAUUGGAAGAUAUUGAUAAGAACAAUGAUGGCAAGGUGUCCCUUGAAGAGUACAUCGGAGACAUGUACAAGCCUGAGGACGGAGAGAGUGUUGAUGAUGAACCAGAUUGGGUGAAACAGGAGAGGGAACAGUUCACUGGUUACAGAGACACAAACAAAGAUGGCUACAUGGAUGAAACAGAAGUGAAGGACUGGAUAGCUCCACCUGAAUUUGACCACGCUGAGGCUGAAGCACGCCAUCUCGUCUUCGAAGCUGACGGUGACGCCGAUGAGAAACUGACGAAAGAGGAAGUCCUUGAUAAAUACGACCUCUUUGUUGGAUCUCAGGCCACAGACUUCGGCGAGGCACUUGCCAGACAUGACGAGUUUUAGUUAAGCGCCAUCUGUUGGGAAAAAAUUUAAACAUGUUGUCAUAAAUAGCUUUAUUAAUUUCACUUUUCUAAUAUGUUCUACGGAGCGUAUCGAACUAAUUAUUAGUUACAUGUUUUACAACAAUUAACAUUUAGGCUUAUUUUAUACAUAAGGCUUAUUUUAGCGCCAUCUGUGUCAAAACAGUGGCAUCUUUAAACCUUAUUAAUUGCUUAGAAUAAUUUUGCAGCUUUUAUUCAGUGAAACCUUGCAUUUAAUAAAAUGCUUACAAUGUG
Molecule: messenger RNA, 1551 nt
Organism: Pieris napi
Lineage: Eukaryota; Metazoa; Arthropoda; Insecta; Lepidoptera; Pieridae
Gene: scf
Product: calumenin
Exons: 7
Coding region: 311-1279 (322 amino acids)
Cellular component (GO): endoplasmic reticulum
Molecular function (GO): calcium ion binding
Source: RefSeq, a predicted model, not a curated record